Contarinia nasturtii (swede midge) is the source of this 2142-nucleotide messenger RNA. Its product is annotated as sodium channel protein Nach-like. NCBI's taxonomy places the organism in Eukaryota, Metazoa, Arthropoda, Insecta, Diptera, Cecidomyiidae. Gene Ontology annotation, cellular component: membrane. Gene Ontology annotation, biological process: sodium ion transmembrane transport. The record is from RefSeq and is a predicted model, not a curated record. The transcript is spliced from 9 exons. Gene Ontology annotation, molecular function: ligand-gated sodium channel activity. The coding region runs from base 720 to 2126 and encodes 468 amino acids.
CCCAGAGUGUCAAACAACUGGCGCUUCGACGAAAUUCAGUGUAAUCAACACUAAAUUGCCGCCAUAGUGCCCUGAAAUACGGAUAACAUUUGGUAUAAGUUACGGUGUAUACGUGAUGCCGAAGAUGCUGCUUUAAAAAAAUGAUUCAACUUUCCACAUUUGAAGAGGUUUAAGAGUACUAUCUUUAUCAGUUUUGGCGUUUUCGAAGAAUUCUAAACAUAUUUUACACGAAUGAACGUUUUUCCUUAACAAACACGCUUGUGUCAUUAAGUCAUAUGAAAAAAAAUCCUGAAACCUCCAAAUAAUGGACAAUCGAAAAAGAAAAACAUUCAGACAAAUUAUCCAUUUGCGGUGAUAGUGGAAUGAUAUCUUUUUUCAGUAAUGUGAGGUCAACUCAUUUUCUAUAUAUUAAUUUCAUAACAAAGACAAAUGGCUAAAUAAAACUAAAUUCAAAUUGAUUUUUCUCAUUUUCAUCGUUAGCAACAAAUUGAUUUCAUUGUUAAGCAAGUGAAAUGAUUUUAAUUUGCGAUUUCCACACCAAGAUAAAGUAAAUGCAUCGACGCAAAUCCAUUAACAUCCAUUAGAUGUCAUUUUCCAUUGGUGGUCAUCGUUUAUCGAUAAUGGUGUUUGUGAAUCGGGAAUGUCCUAAAACUGUUGUGUCUUCUUCAUUUAUCAAUGAUACCUUAUUUCAAUUUCGAUAGUCAGCACUAACGGCAACAAUGCAACGAGUUUCACGAAAAAUACGGCGAAAAGUGUCAAAAAGUUCAAGAAAACGGCGUGCAAUUCUCGUUCGAUUCAUUGGCACGGUGGAUCAAUGCAUUCAAAAGAUUGGCAAAUUUUUAAAAUUCUUGAAUUUUGACGGAAUUCAACAUUUAACCGAUCCCAAUAGGCACAUUUUUGAACGUAUAUUUUGGUUGUCUAUCGUAUUUCUAUUUGGUUUUGGUGUCUUCUAUCUGUGUUUUAAUCAAUGGUCACGAUACAAAGCCAAUCCAACAGUGAUAUCUCUCGAACGUGAUUAUCGCCAUUGGAACGGAACGAUGCCAGCGUUCACACUUUGCUUCAAUAAAAAAUUCAAUCAAACCAAAAUUGAAGAAUACAUUAUGAGUACCUGGAAAAUUGGACCGAACGAUGAAGACUUUGAAUAUUACUCGCAAUUUAUUGAAACGAUUUCAAAUCUGACUCUGGACCGGCUGUUCACCGUAUUCGAGUAUGAAUAUGAUGAUCGAUUGCAUGAUCUGAAUUUGAGUGAAAUUGUUGAGCAAGUCUAUCCAAAAUUGGAUUAUACUUUAAAAUCGUUUGAUAGCUCGAUUGUGCUUGAUUCGGAGCAAAUUUUAAGCGAACGUGGAAUGUGCCAUGUGAUCAAUUCACCCAUCAGCAAAGUGUUAAUGCGAAAUCCAUUGCAUUCAGUUGAUGAAAUGAGCGAAAUUUUAACAUGUUUCAUGUAUAAAAAUGAGUGCUUUAUGAGUAUUGAAUUUUAUAAUGUUUCGGCAACAAUUGAGAUUCAUUCGCCGGAGGAACCGCCCGUUUAUGAUUCGGAUGUUAUGCAAUUCAAGCCGGCUGAUGAGAUAACCAUCAUCUAUAAAGUCACCGAAACUUUGGCAUCCGAUUCAUUGAGAUCAUUGAAUUUACAGCAACGAAAAUGCGCAUUUCGAAGUGAAAUUUUUGACAAAGUUCCGAUAUUGAGCGGAAAAUUAUGCGAAAUGAAUUGUCGGGCAAAAAAUGCACUGGAAUUAUGCAACUGUAAACCAUUUUUCUAUCCAUUUGUUGAUGGUCCCGAAUGUAAGCUCACUGGAUAUUUGUGUUUGCAUCAAAAAUCAUGGCCUAUGUGGACGUUACGUGAUUGCAAGUGCCCAUUGAAUUGUGCUCAUUAUUCGUAUAUUGAACAAAGUCGAUUGAUACGAGAAUGGUCCAAUGAGGUUCUUUUUACACCAAAAGUGUCAUUUCGUUGGGAAGUUGUAUCGUCCAAAGUGCGAAAUCGUCGAGAUGUAAUUUUUAGCUUUGCCAAUUUCGUUGGUUCAUUCGGUGGAGCGGCUGCACUUUUUCUUGGCGUAAAUUUCUGGCAUUUUGUUGUAAUAUGUUUGAAAAUUCUUGAGAAAAUCGCUCAAUUUCAUUGGCGUCGUGAAUGAAUUUUUUUUUGUAUGG